GAAGGAGCAAGAUAUAAAAUGGAAAGAGGAUGUGGUUUACGAAGAAUUGACGCCUGAAGCAACCCUCAUGAAUUUCAACCACAGCAAUUCAGAGAGCAUCACUGAUGUUUGCCCUAAUGAGGACCUUCCCGAAGUAGAGCUAGUGAGCAUGCUAGAAGAACAGCUGCCUCAGUACAAACUACACGUGGAUUCUUUAUAUCUUCCUGUAAAUGAUGACUGGAUACAGUCAAGAAGUUCUCACGGUCAUGGUCCUGAAACUUCUCCUGUUCUUGCUGAGGAGGCACUCCAUUAUAUGAUUGCUGGCACAGAUAGAGGAGACCAUGUACCCAAAAAUUGCAAUGAUAUUGAAGUAAUCACUCAUCUGUUGACUGAGAAAGAUCGAGAUCUAGAAUUAGCAGCACGGAUUGGACAAGCCCUUCUUAGACGAAACCAUAUCCUAACUGAGCAAAAUGACGUUCUGGAAGAUCAGUUGGGUCAAGCCUUUGACAAAAUUCACCAGCUACAGCAUGAACUGACAAAAAAAGAUGAACUGCUUCGUGUGGUAUCCACCGCUUCUGAAGAAAGUGAGACGGAUUCUAGCUGUUCCACGCCACUUCGCUUCAAUGAGUCCUUCAACUUAUCCCAAGGUUUCUUACAGUUGGAUAUCUUACAAGAUAAACUCAGGGAAUUGGAAGAGGAAAACCUAUUACUUCGAACAAAGGUAACUUACAUUCUUAUUCCUUUUGGGUAUUAUUAAUUGAAUAUAAAUCCAAGCAUUAAAAAAAAGGAUAUAUUAACAUGGCUAAGGUCAUGCUUAUGGAAGAAGUUAUAAGUAAGAUUGUUCAACUUCCUCAGGGUGCCGUCGGCCAGACAGUGUCGGCUAGCGACCCCCAGGGGGAGAGUCUUCUCUGUGGGACU
Molecule: messenger RNA, 897 nt
Organism: Thamnophis sirtalis
Lineage: Eukaryota; Metazoa; Chordata; Lepidosauria; Squamata; Natricidae
Source: RefSeq, a predicted model, not a curated record